Knipowitschia caucasica is the source of this 558-nucleotide messenger RNA. NCBI's taxonomy places the organism in Eukaryota, Metazoa, Chordata, Actinopteri, Gobiiformes, Gobiidae. The record is from the annotation of a GenBank genome assembly.
AUGACCGACCAGGGAGCAGCUCAAUUAGGGAACACCUUGAGGAGGGAGAGGCCAACCCUUUACUUUGAGGACGAGCAACUGGAUGAGGUUGUCUCCUUCUUGUUUGCCGUCAUCACGGAGACCCCAAGAGCAAGACAGCAGAACGACUGGAUUGACGUCGUCAUGAAUGUGCUCGUACCGCUCACGGCUGUUACCACCUGGAUGAUGAAGAUGAAGGUCCCUCAGGUCCUGGUUCUGCUCUGUGCAGUGCUACCUCUGGGUACAUGUAUCCAGUGCUACAGUUGUCAGGACUACACCGCCUCCUGCUCCAAGACUAAAGUCUGUUCACAAGACGACGCCUGUGUGACCCUGAAGGCCAGAGGUGGCGACACGUUUCGUUCUUGUGUGAAAUAUUCUGAGUGCGACUUCAACAGUCUGUCCUUCGUGUAUGCUCAGAUCCCGAGCUUCACUUUCUCCUGCUGCACCUCAGACUUGUGUAACUCCGCCCCCUCCGCCUCAGCCAGCCUUCUGAUUGGUCUGCUCUGCACUGCCCUUGCCAUGUGGUGGACCAAUGCCUGA